This is a messenger RNA of Drosophila subobscura, 6172 nucleotides long. It is a transcript of the gene Gapvd1, whose product is annotated as receptor-mediated endocytosis protein 6 homolog. Gene Ontology annotation, biological process: vesicle-mediated transport; regulation of GTPase activity. Gene Ontology annotation, molecular function: small GTPase binding; guanyl-nucleotide exchange factor activity. The transcript has 7 exons. The record is from RefSeq and is a predicted model, not a curated record. Gene Ontology annotation, cellular component: cytosol; endocytic vesicle. Bases 408 to 5780 code for a protein of 1790 amino acids. Lineage: Eukaryota; Metazoa; Arthropoda; Insecta; Diptera; Drosophilidae.
CAAUAAAACCGCGGCCACACUGUACUCAAGUCCAAAGCCAAAAAAAACAUUAAUUGUUUGUGUUUUUAUUCGCCUAAGCCAAACUGGUGUUAAUUAAAGUGAAACAACAAUUCAAGUCGAACGUGGAAAAGCCAUCAAAUCUCCAAUUGCUAGCUAAAACCGAGCAACAUGUUGCCAGACAAACCAAAUUAUGAGGCGAGAAAAUGGACGUAAUCAUUUAAACAAAAGGCGUGCGUGUGGAAAUCGCAAUCCCAGGCGUCCAUAUCCAAGCAAUACGCUAAACGGUGGCUACCCGCUAGUCUGCCGCCCUCCCCACGCAAGCAGGCACUCGCGCUGCCGCAGGCGCACACAUAGGACAAGCAGACGACAGACAGCAGCCCCCACCCGAAACAAGCUCUUCAUCCAUUAUGGAGCCCACUGCAGCGGGGAAUCUGCUGGAGAUCAUGGACCUGGCGCGCACCCUACGCCAGGAGCAGCUCUUCAUCCAGCAAGAGCAGACGACCUUUGGCCAGCUGACGGGCGCUCUAGAGACCAAUGCCGGCACCAUAACAAAGUUGGCCUUUGUGUGUGCCCAGCAGAGGCAGAUACUGAACGAGCUGCUGCUGGCCCGGAACGACCAUGAUCCUCUGCUGAGCUGCAGACGAGCGAGCGCCUAUGACAGUGCACAGUUUAUGGACGCCAAGCAGGUGCUGCCCUAUGAGCACGCCCUCGCCUACGAGGAUCUCUUCAAUUAUCUCUAUAAUACGCCAUACUUGUUGGCUCUGUCGCUGGCCACCGCGGAUCGGCUGUCGCUGCUGUCGAGCGGCCAAUUGGGGCAGAUAAUCAAUACGAUAGCGACGGGCCUGUACGGGAAUGCCAUCAACACGAAGGAUGUGGAACUGCUGCUGAAGCUGCUGCGUGAACUGAUUGAGAUUCAGCUGCUGGGCAGCGAGCAGCCCCGCCGUCUGCUCCGCACCAACAGCAGCUCCUUUGCCCGCCUCUAUCAGCGGCUGGUGGAGAGUCUCUUUUCGGCCAGAAUAUUUCUCACUGCCGCCCUGCAUGCGCCCCUGAUGGGAGUCCUCAGCGAGCACGACAUCUGGCUGGACCUCGAUCCACACAAGCUGAUGCAGAGCUUUAGCCAGAAGGAGCGCGAAAGGCGCUUCGGACCGGCGAGCCAAGAGGGCACAGCGACAGGGGACGGGCACAGCGAGGAGUAUCAGCGGAAUGUGGCACGCUUCCAUGCAGAGACGCUCGGCAAGCUGCACACCCACGCCCAGGUGUUUGUGAAGAGUCUACAGCAGAGCUGGGCUCUGUUUCCCAGCUCCCUGCGCUGGCUGCUGCAAACGCUCAGCCAGCAGCUGCGUCAAACGCAUCGCCACGAGGAGCAGGAGAUCCGGCAGCUGCUCACGGAUCUCGUAUUCACGCACUUCAUCUCCCCGGCCAUCGUCAGCGCCGAUCUGGUGGGCAUCAUCGAUGUGAAUGUCAGCGAGCGGAUGCGUCACAAUCUCAAUCAGAUUGUCCAGCUGCUGCAGCGGCUGGCGCUCAACGACGAGGGCAGCGAGCUGGUCCAGCUCAUGGAGCUUCUCAUGCUCGGCGAAACGGGUGAGGAUGUGGUGGCCAUACUGCCACAGCAAACGGACUUUGAGCGCUCCCAGCUGGCCAUCAAUCAGCGAGAACUCGCGCAGUUUGUCGAGUUCUUUCGACUGUUGACGUCGCGCGAUGAAUACGAUGUCUCGGCGGAGGAGAGGCUGCGCUUGCAGCGCAUCUUGGACAGGAUACCCAAGCAGCAGCAGCAGCCGACCCAGUCGGAAGUGUCUGACAGUCCGGAGAAGCAGCAGAACGCCAGCAGCAGCAGCAGCAACAAGAAGAGCAGCAACAACAAAAGUCUAAUGCGCUUGGGCAAGGCCAAAAAGAAGCUGGCCAACAGCAUGAGCUUCAGCAAUAGCAACAGCAACAGCAACAAAAGUGUGCCGCCCGUCGAGCCGGUGCCACUGGCCAAUGGCCAGGCGAAUGGCUCCAAUGUCUCCGCUGCCUCGAAUGGAGAUGUCGAGCAGUGCUCCAGCCACAGCGGCAGCAAUACGAGUCUUAGUUCCUGCGGUGCUCCAGUGGCUGCCAUCGCUGCUGCCGUUGCACCUGCACCUGCACCUGCCCUUGCCCCUGCCCCUGCCCUUGCUGGUACAAACGAUCAGCAGUGUGGCCACCCGGAUGAGCCUGUGCUCAUGUUCAGCAUCUAUAAUGCCUCAGCGAAGAGCAAGCUGAAGCCGCUCACCGAGGAGGAGGUGCUCAAGAUGAAUUGCAUUGGGCAGGAUGGCAGCAAUCUGCUGCCCGCUGUGGCAUGCGGCACCGCUGGCGUGGUGGCACCCUCCUCGAACAACGACGAUGUGAGCAGCCUGGAGGCAAUGCGACGGCCGCAGGAUGAUGCCUCCAUUGGCAAUUCGGAUAACCUGGAGGCGAUCAGUGAGGCGGCGCAUUCGGUGGCCAGUUCGCUGGAUCUCGAGGAGCAGCAGGAGCGCGAUGUACACGAGAACGAGGACAAUCUCUCGGACAUGGUGUCGGCGAAUGUCUCCGGCCGGGGCACACCGAACAUCAGUGGCCGGGACACGCCCUCGUCCCAAGUGACGGACGGCGAUGGCGGUGGCGGUGACAUGGCCCACCAUCAUGGCCAUCAUGUGCGUGCCGCCAAUCCGCAAAUGCAGAAGAUGCUCCUCUCCAAGGCACGCUCCGACAUCGAGGAUAAGUUCUGCAAGUUUGAGCUGAAGAAGUUCGAGGGCGACGAGAAUGUGAGCAUCAUUUCGGACACCUGGUCGACGGAUGUGCUGGCCAGCGACUCGGAGAACACGCUCGAUGCCACGGGCAGCGAACGGGGUGGCGAACGCGGAGACCGAGAUCGCGAUCGUAACUUCUCCACGCCGCUCAUCCCCUCCGCUGUCGUCCUGCCGGGUGACAAUAAUUUCGUGGUGGAGGCUCUGGCCCGUGCGGGCGCUGGCGUCAUCUCGGGACCCCACAUGGAUGCCUCCGAUCAGCGCUCGGAGAGCAACUGGAGCACCGAUGUGCUGGCCAGCGACUCGGAGAAGUUGGCCGAAAUCGACACGGACGACAAUGCCAGCAUCACGGCCAAAUCGGACAUUGCCGUCAAUCUGCAGGGGGAACGGGGCGUCGGCGUGCCAGAGGCCCCUGGCGGUGGCUUAGGCGUCGAUGACGAUGAGGAUGAGGACGAGCAGACGCCGGGCAGCAGUGGCGAUGGGGAGCCAGAUCCGGAUAGGGAACGGCUGCGCAAUGGCAGCGAACGCAGCCAGGAGGAUUCGGCGUUCUUUGAUGCUGUGAAUUCGUACGAGGAUGCCCAUCAUUUGUAUCACGGCGCCUCCUCGCUGGCCCGCAGCUCGGUGCGGACCAGCUACCAUGUGCUGGGCGGGGAGAGCAGCUUCCAGCAGCAGUACAAGUGCAGCGGUGCCGAGGGCAUUGGCCGGAAGACGACACCGCUGAUGGGCACCUCGUGCAUGCGUCGCCAGACCUCCGCGGAGAGCAGCAUCAGCAAUCAGAGUCUCAAUCUGGAAGAGCCGCCACCGCCGCCACGGGCAUUGGCCAAGCAUCAUCAUCAUCGCGAGCGAGAGAGGGAACGAGAGCGCGAGCGGGAGCGGGAUCAUCGUGAGCAUCAUCACAAGACGUCGGGCUUGAAGAAGAAAAAACAGCAGCAGGAGCAGCAGCAUCGAGAUCUCAUCGAUUUCAGUGACUGCAGCGAGGACAAGGAUGAGGAGGAGCAACCGCCAGGUCUCGUCCAACAGCUGCUGGACAUGUUCAACCAGGAGGAACAGCAGCAGCAACAGCAGCAGCAGCAGUCGGGCUCAUCCGUCGAGCAUCGUCGCAUCUCCAUGGAGCAGCGUUCGCAGUGCAUCGAUGGGCGACGCAAUGGCAUACUGGCGGGCAGCAUGCGACGCCAUCAGAGCCUCAACUAUGAGAACCAUGAGAUCAUGCUCAAUUCGAUGCUGCCCAAAACGGACGAUGACAAGCAGGAGCUGCUCCUGUGUGCCCAGACCCAGCAGCAGCUGCAACUGGAGGAGCGAGCGUCAGCGGCUGCCGCCGAGAGCAGCAGCAGAGCCGGAACGGGAGUGGGAGUGGGAGUGGUAGCAGCAGCCAGAGGCACAUCCAAGCCACCGAGCAAGGCCACAGGCGCCAUACCAAAGAGCAUUAGCUUCGAUGCCAGUGCGGAUAAGGAGCAGCAGCCCUACCAUCGGGAUAGAGACAGGGAAAGGGAGCGGGACAGAGAACGAGACAGGGAACGAGACAGAGAGCGGGAUAGGGACAGAGAUCGAGAUAGGGACCGCGACCGCGACCGCGACCGGGACCGGGACCGGGACAGAGAUCGGGAACAUCACAGUGCUGGCAUUUUCAAUAAGCUGAAGCAGGGCUUCUUCAAGCAUCGCCGUGGCGCCUCGAGCAGCUCUAAGAGCAAUGCCAUUGCGGCCACCCCAUCGAAUCCCAAUCCCACAGCAGAGCCGGGAGGAUCGCGCAGUGUUAGCUUUGACCCCAGUGCCGCUGCCUGCGUUAGCUUUGGCACCCACUACUGUGAUAGCAGCGAGGACAUUCUGGCCAAGUACAGGCGCAAAGUGAGCAGCUCCAGCGAGGCAACCAAUUCCGAUUCAACGGGCAAUGGGGCAGCCGCAGCUGCAGCAGCCACAGCUGCCGCGCACCUGUCUAAGCAUGUGAAUGGAGGACAACUGCCAGGCGUGGCAUUUGGCAGCGUGAAGCAGAAACUGCGCACGGUGCUGUCCAAGACGGAUCUGCAUAGCGGGGACUUUCGACAGACGACGCCGCUGCGACCGCUGGACGCCACCACGCCGCUGCAGAUCUACUUGCAGAUUCAGCUGGCGCAGUGCGUUAGCCUGCAGCGAUUGCCGCAGAUCUCGCACGUGGCCGAGGCGCUGCGCUGCCUCGAGCAGCUGGAGCGGCCGCAGCAUGGCCAGCUGCUGGUGGAGCUGCAGCACGACCUGCAGCGCAGGCAGAGCUAUCUGCAGUACCUGAUGCGGCAUCGCCAGCAGCUGCUGCUGCGCUCCGAGCAGCUCGAGCAGCUGGAGGUGCGACUGAGGAGUGAGGCGCGCAGCUGUCAGCGCUGCCUCAUGCAAUCGCUUGUGCGGCUCUAUCUGGCCUGGGCCCGCCAGCAGGACAAGCUGGAGCAGUUCCAGACCGAAUUUGGCCAGCUGAGGGCCAGCGACGAGCGGGCGGAGCUGGUCGAUGAGUUUGUCGAUGAGCUGCUGCAGCAGCUGAUAACGGACGCCGAUCUGCUGGACGACUGGCAGGUGGAUGCCGCGAGGGAGGCCAUUGAGCGCAUGCUCUUGGAUGUCAUGUACCAGCAGGUGAUGUUCCCCAACGAGGAUGCCGAUGUCUCGCGCGACACAGUCCUCUCGGCGCACAUUGGCAAGCUGCAGCGGUUCGUGCAUCCCGCCCAUCCGGCCCUGUGCAUUGCCCAGGAGUAUCUGGGCGAGGCGCCCUGGACAUUUGCCCAGCAGCAGCUCUGUCACAUGGCCGCCUACAAGACGCCGCGCGAGAAGCUGCAGUGCAUCAUCAACUGCAUCUCCAGCAUUAUGAGCCUGCUGCGCAUGUCCUGCGGUCGUGUGCCCGCUGCCGAUGAUCUGCUACCCGUGCUCAUCUAUGUGGUCAUAAUGGCAAAUCCGCCCUACCUGCUGUCCACUGUGGAGUACAUUAGCUGUUUUCUGGGCAGAAAGCUCGAUGGCGAGAAUGAGUUCUAUUGGACGCUGUUCGGUUCGGUGGUGAAGUUCAUCAAGACCAUGGAUUAUCUGGACUAGCUCUUGGGCCAGAGCCAGAGCCAGUCUCCUUCUCCUGCUGCUACUUCGACACUUCCCAUGAGAUAUUCUUAGUAAAUAUUUUGCAUGCAGUGAAUCCCUUUUGUUACCUUUCCCCCCCUCCAAAACUUUCUGCAGUUGUAUAACUAUUCUCUAUGUUUGUUUAUAUGUAUUAGAUUGUAUAAUAAUUUUUUUUUGUGUCAAAAAUGCAACUGUUGAAAUUGUAGUCUUUAAGUUCCAUUGCGGCAUACGAGGCAUUAUCCCACACUACUCCAUAUGCUCGUACACACACAUACACACAUACAUACAUUUAUCUACAUGUAAGACUCUGCUCGAAAGAGACAGAGAGAGAGCGAGCGAAACGUAUCGGAAGAUCUAUCCAGCUAAAUAUUAAG